UCGGGGUUCCGGUGAUGGCGGCGUUCGGAUUUGCGAUGGGUGGUAGCAAUUGGUUUUCGGCUUUGGCGCUCGGGGUGACUCUCCUCAAAUGCCUUCUCAUCCCCACAUAUCAUUCCACAGAUUUUGAAGUACACCGAAAUUGGCUUGCUAUCACUCACAGCCUUCCAAUAUCACAAUGGUAUUAUGAGGCAACUUCAGAGUGGACCUUGGAUUACCCUCCUUUUUUUGCAUGGUUUGAGUAUGUUCUGUCACAUGUUGCCAAAUAUUUUGAUCGAGAGAUGCUGAACGUCCAUAAUCUGAAUUACUCCAGCUCAAGGACCUUACUUUUCCAGAGAUUUUCUGUCAUCUUUACAGAUGCACUCUUUGUAUAUGCAGUCCAUGAGUGCUGUAAAUGCAUUGAUGGAAAAAAAGCAAGUAAAGAAUUGACAGAGAAGCCAAAGUUUAUCCUAUCAGUUUUACUGCUCUGGAACUUUGGGUUGUUAAUUGUGGACCAUAUUCAUUUCCAGUACAAUGGUUUUUUAUUUGGAUUAAUGCUACUCUCCAUUGCACGAUUAUUUCAGAAAAGGCAUAUGGAAGGAGCAUUUCUCUUUGCUGUUCUCCUACAUUUCAAGCACAUCUACCUCUACGUAGCGCCAGCUUAUGGUGUAUAUCUUCUGCGAUCUUACUGUUUCACUGCAAAUAAACCAGAUGGAUCCAUUCGAUGGAAGAGUUUCAGCUUUAUCCGUGUUAUUUCCUUGGGACUGAUUGUUUUCCUAGUUUCUGCUCUUUCAUUGGGUCCUUUCCUGGCCUUGAACCAGCUGCCUCAAGUCUUUUCACGACUCUUCCCUUUCAAGAGGGGCCUCUGCCAUGCAUAUUGGGCUCCAAAUUUCUGGGCUUUGUACAAUGCUUUGGACAAAGUGCUAUCUGUCAUCGGUUUGGAAUUAAAACUUCUUGAUCCCAACAAGAUUCCCAAGGCCUCAAUGACAAGUGGUUUGGUUCAACAGUUCCAACACACAGUCCUUCCCUCAGUGACUCCCUUGGCAACCCUCAUCUGCACCCUGAUUGCUAUAGUGCCCUCUAUUUUCUGUCUUUGGUUUAAACCCCAAGGGCCCAAAGGCUUUCUCCGAUGUCUGAUUCUUUGUGCCUUGAGCGCCUUCAUGUUUGGGUGGCAUGUCCAUGAAAAAGCCAUACUCCUUUCAGUUCUCCCAAUGAGCCUUUUGUCUGUGGGAAAACCAGGAGAUGCUUCGAUUUUUCUGAUACUGACCACAACAGGCCAUUAUUCCCUCUUCCCUCUGCUCUUCACUGCACCAGAACUCCCCAUUAAAAUCCUACUCAUGUUACUCUUCACCACCUAUAGUAUUUCCUCACUGAAGACUCUUUUCAGAAAAGAAAAACCUCUUUUUAAUUGGCUGGAAACUUUCUACCUCCUUGGUCUGGGGCCUCUGGAAGUCUGCUGUGAAUUUAUAUUCCCUUUUACCCCCUGGAAGCUGAAGUACCCCUUCAUCCCCUUGUUACUCACCUCAGUGUAUUGUGCAGUGGGUAUCACAUAUGCUUGGUUCAAACUGUAUGUUUCAGUUUUGACUGACUCUCCUCUUGUUAAAACAAAGAAGCAUGAAUAAACAAACUGCUUGGAUAUAUUCCAAGCAAUUAUUUCAUGGGAAAUUAAUCAGAAGUUGAAGAAAGUUGCUGGUGGCAUGAGCCAUUUGUUUUAAUAGGUCUGUUUAGUGGAUGAUUCUUCUGAAUUUGGCCUUGCCCAGCCUAGCAACCUGAUUGUCACCAUGGAGAAAAGCCACCUGCCCUCCAUAAGCAGUGAAACACAUCGGAAACAAAUCUCUCCUUCCCUGGUUAAAAUCAUCUGUGAUUAUUCAGAUUGCUCUGUUUGCUUAAGGCCAACAAUUAAUCUGAUCAAUGGUAUAAUUAUUUGCUGCCUGUUAAAGCCACUGUCAGGAUAUAAAGCAUAAUUAGAAUAAUGUAUUAAGGGAAAUGUAAAUAAAAAACCAUUUUAUAUUUC
Molecule: messenger RNA, 1990 nt
Organism: Choloepus didactylus (southern two-toed sloth)
Lineage: Eukaryota; Metazoa; Chordata; Mammalia; Pilosa; Megalonychidae
Gene: ALG8
Product: ALG8 alpha-1,3-glucosyltransferase
Exons: 13
Coding region: 15-1598 (527 amino acids)
Biological process (GO): protein N-linked glycosylation
Cellular component (GO): endoplasmic reticulum membrane
Molecular function (GO): dolichyl pyrophosphate Glc1Man9GlcNAc2 alpha-1,3-glucosyltransferase activity
Source: RefSeq, a predicted model, not a curated record